Molecule: messenger RNA, 2995 nt
Organism: Zootoca vivipara (common lizard)
Lineage: Eukaryota; Metazoa; Chordata; Lepidosauria; Squamata; Lacertidae
Source: RefSeq, a predicted model, not a curated record
ACCUUUAAAGCCCUAAAUGGCCUCGGUCCAGUAUACCUGAAGGAGCGUCUCCACCCCCAUCGUUCUGCCCGGACACUGAGUUCCAGCUCCGAGGGCCUUCUGGUGGUUCCCUCAUUGUGAGAAGCCAAGUUGCAGGGAACCAGGCAGAGGGCCUUCUCGGUGGUGGCGCCUGCCCUGUGGAACGCCCUCCCAUCAGAUGUCAAAAAGGAAAACAGCUACCAGAUUUUUAGAAGACAUCUGAAGGCAGCCCUGUUUAGGGAGGCUUUUAAUGUUUAACAAAUUAGUGUAUUUCAAUGUUUCUGUUGGAAGCCGCCCAGAGUGGCUGGGGAAACCCGGCCAGAUGGGCGGGGUAUAAAUAAUAAAUUAUUAUUAUUAUUAUUAUUAUUAUAUUAUUAUUAUUAUUAUUAUUAUUAUUAUUAUUAUUAUGAUUUGGGGAACCAACAGCCCGCUUUUGUCAAAAGCGCCUUGGGUACCAUUCUGUGAUUCUAUGCCAGUGGUUCCCAAACUUUUUUUGGCCAUGCCCCACCUAAGCAUCUUUAAAAUCCUAAUGCACCCCACCCUCGCUCGUGACAUAUAAUUCUUAUUAUUCAAAAAGUGAGCUAUUCAUGUGGAGGAAGCCUAAAAGACCAUGAACUGUUAAUAACUCAUUCUCAAAUUGCCCCCCUUAAAAAUCAAAUUGCCUCCCUAAGUUGCUGACAUCCUGAAUCUGGAGCAGCUGCCAUAGUCUGUUUUUGCUGAUAGUUGCUAUAGCAUGAGAUGGAUGAGUCGUGGCUUUCUGUGAAACUGCUUUCGGGAGGGUUCUACUCUCAAGCGGCCUAUAAAUUCUGUGAAAUAAAAAUAAAAUAUGGCUCUCCAGUAGCGUAGCUCAGUGGUAAGAGCAUCUGCUUGCCUGCAGAAGGCCCCGGGUUCAGUCACCAGCAUCUCCAGGUAGCAUGUCCCCCAGCCUAGUUCCCAACCCCAGCUGUACCUAUUAUUCUCAUUUUAUUUAUGUCCCACCUUUCCUCCAAGGAGCUCAAGGUGGCAUACAGAGUUCUCUCCUAUUCUCCACACAAGAACCCUGUGAGCAGGCUAGAGGUCAUUGAGAAAAUGGGAUAUGAUAUUGAACGCUUUGUCGGUUACGUGAAUGAAGGGCUCCUGUGCUGCAUCUGUCGAGAUGUGUUGGAAGAUCCCUUGCAGGCUCCUUGCGAACAUGCUUUCUGCACUUCCUGCAUACAUGGGUGGCUUGUUCAUCACAGCAACUGCCCAGAAGAUCGUCAGCCGCUUGAUCUGUCUGUCCUUCGACCGCUUUACAGAUACAUGAAGAAUGAUCUCAAUCGACUCCAGAUUCACUGCAGGAACAGAGAGUGUGGCUGUGAAAUGGUGUGUUCACUGGAAUCCAUUGACCGACAUGAACGCGAGUGUGAAUGCAGCCGGGUCCCCUGUUCAAAUAGCGGUUGCCCAGCUCGGGUUGAAAGACGUAACCUAGACAGCCACUUGGCAGUGUGCGAAUACAGGAGCCGCGAGUGCCCCAAAGGUUGUGGGUAUGCCAUGCUCAGUGCUGAUGAUGCACAACAUAACUGUGUGGCAGAGCUGAGAACGGAACUAGAACUGCUCAGGUCAGAGAUGAUCUGCCGGAUGGAAGAGGCAAAACAUGAGAUGGAAUCUCGACUAGAUUCUCAAAGGAAGCAUAUGGUGCAAAAAGAGAGUCUUUUGCAAAAUCAGAUUGAAGAGCUAAAGAGCCAGGUGUCCAGGAUGAUGUCUGACAUACGUACUCUGCUGGCAAGAGAGAGGCAGCAUCACCAAGAACUGGAGCAGGCACAGCUUGAAAAGCUAGAAUUACUGGAGUUAGUGAAGACUCUCCAGGAAGACUGUCGGUUGACUAGGGAUGGAAGCAGGAAAGCAACACACGUUCGACCUCUGCCCCAACUGGAAAGCAAGAAGUGAAAGCCAGAGGCGACUGUUAUUUAAGAUUGGAUCACUGCAGUCUGCUUUAUGUGGUGCUUCCUUUUGCUGGAUCUGGCAGCUGACAAUUAGUACCGAAUGCUGCAGUCCACCUGUUGACAGCAAUGAGAUUCUGUCGGCAGACAACACCGCCCAGAAAUCUGCACUGCUUACAGGUUUGUUACCGAACCAACUUCAAGCUGUUAGCAUUAGUAUAUAAAGCCCUUAACACUUAGGAACAGUUUACUUCAGGAAUUGCCUUACCCCCGUAUAUUUCUAUUCAGUCAGUUCAAUCUGCAGCACUGGCACUAUUACAGGUGCACCACACUUGUAAAAAAUAGAUAUUUUUUGCAUGGCAGCACCCACACUUGGAACUCCAUGCCUAUUGACAUCAGGCAAGCACCUUCACUGCACUUUUUCCAGUGUCUGCUAAAACAUUUUUGUUCAGGCAAGUUUAUCCAGACAUGAAGAAGUUAAUAUUUUGAUCUGUUUUUAGCUUAGUUGUUUAUUUCAAUUAUUUUUUGAGUCAUUAAAUUCCUGUCUUGUGGUUUUACUAUUUUUUAGUUUUACUCUUAGGAAUAAUAAUAAUAAUAAUAAUAAUAAUAAUAAUAAUAAUAAUAAUAUCUGAAGGGGGGAGAGAGAACAAAGUUAUGUGUACUCAGGAAAAGAAACAAAAAAGAAGCAAAUAGAAAAAUGAAGGAAUCUAAUGAAACUUGGCUUAAGCCAGGAGAGCCAAGGAGGAACGUACUGCUGCAUCAGGCAGGAAAAAAACCUGAGGGAAAUGGACCAACUUCCCACAAACCUUUGCUCCUGCUUGUGUCAGCUGACCCAUACCAUUGGCUAUGGUGUCCUACGACAUGAAUUGACCUAAUAAAGCUAAUAUAACAUGUGCGUGUUGCGUGUGGGUUUAUGUAUAUAUAGAAGUGAAAGCUUAGAUUAUGUAUUAUUGAAGUUAAGGACUCAGAUAUUUUGUAAAAGUGCACACUAUACUCAGAGAUGGAAAUGUGAGCUAUCAAAUUAUUUCAAAUUCAUGCAAAGGAAAACAACUGCUACUCAGGCAGCUACAUGCAUGGCU